Messenger RNA from Tricharina praecox, 1118 nucleotides. RefSeq names its product SMAD/FHA domain-containing protein. Gene Ontology annotation, molecular function: protein binding. NCBI's taxonomy places the organism in Eukaryota, Fungi, Ascomycota, Pezizomycetes, Pezizales, Pyronemataceae. The annotation marks the transcript as partial. The transcript has a single exon. The record is from RefSeq and is a predicted model, not a curated record.
AUGUUGCCUUCUGGGAUUGCCACCACCUCUCACAUUGUGUCACACGCUUCUUCCUCUAACAGCAACAAUAACUCCUCUUCCGCCACUACAACUUCGUCAGCAAACUCGGGCUCGCGAACCGGCCGACUACGCGGACUCUCGUACCUACGCUCCUACGCUCACGGCCACUCUCACUCCCACAACAACAACAACAACAACAACCACAACACUGGCAACCACAACACUGGCAACCACAACAACGGCAACGGCCAACCUGCAAACGCUACCAUCGUAACCACCACUACCACUACCACUACCAUCACUUCCUCCUCCUCCGCCUCCCCCUCCUUCGCAAACUCCUGGAAUCCAUCCUCCCCCCCGGCUUCUUCUCGUCCUCCGCGCCAACGCCGCGCCACUUCGCCUCUGAACAACACCGCCUUGAAUUCAUGGAUACCGACCGUUAGUGGUGUGAGCGGUCUAUCACGUGUCGUGUCGCUACCGGCUGCUGAACUUUCUACGCCAACCGUGCAUGCUACAAACGUCCCACCCCCUCCAAACGACGGCUCCGACCCCAGCUCCGCCGUCCGUUCGAUCGACCAGACCAUAUCUUCCCACGGCCCCUCCUUUUCGUCGCAACAGCAGUCAUCCGCCAUGGUCACUGCCAACAGCAAUGGUGCCCGCGCGGGGCUUCAUCCCGACAACCAGCCUCUGCCGUCGAUACGCUUCACGCCCUACAUAGACCUCCGCUCGAACCGCGAGUCCCUGCACUUUGCUCCGAUCGAACGCUGCCUGCGACAGAAGGACGAACACAUUCGAGUCGGCCGUGCCAGCGAACGCGACGCCAACAACCCUCACGCUCCCGUCGGCUUCAGUUCGAAGGUGGUGUCGAGGCGGCACUGCGAGUUCUGGUGCGACAACGGUCAGUGGUUCGUUAAGGAUGUUAAGAGCUCCAGCGGCACGUUCCUGAACCACAUUCGACUGUCGGCACCUGGCAUGGAGAGCAAGGCCUAUCCCCUCAACGACGGCGACAUACUGCAGUUGGGAAUAGAUUUCAAGGGCGGUGAGGAGCAGAUCUUCAGAUGCGUCAAGAUACGGGUCGAGUUGAACCGGGCAUGGCAGAAGGCUCUGAAUAACUUCAA